AGGGAAUCUUCAGUGGUGAAUUUUCAAAAACCUACUUGUCAUGACUUUAAUGAGUGAUGUGGCUACAAUUACCCCCCAGUGUAAGAGCCAUAUUUGAAAAGUUACUUCAGCCAGCAGCAUACAAAGCACAUCAAAACCUUUUGUGUAAUCAAUAACACAGUGUAUAAAUAGGAGCGGCAUCCCCAGAUGAGUUACUGCAUUAAUACGUGGUAUGUUCAUGGAGAGGUAGAGAUGGUUAGGAAAGUUGUAUUCCAAAAGUUGUGGGACUGAUCUUUAAAAUAAAGUCAGAAAAUGAAUGUUGAUCUGAAUGAGCAUUAGGAGCAGAAGCUGAGAAGAAAAUAUUCUCUUCCUCCCUCCUGGUAUUGAGAAUCGUUCUAUUUAGUUAUCACGGUAGGAACUUGUCUCCCCAAAAACAAACUUAGGCUCAUGCUUUCCUCUGUCUUUCUCAGGUACCUUGAACUGACAACUCCUUAAGCAAGAUGGCUGCCAUCAAAAACCAGAGCCUUCAGCUGAGGGUCAUGUGAUCUCAUUUCUCUUCUUUAGGAUCUCUAUGAACACAGCAGCUGGCAGUUCAGCACUCGGUGCUGCAAGCUGCCUAGGAGCUAGCGUAGCAGCCUUGUUAUGAGCUCUGAGGAUUUGAAGGUAGUGGAGUGACAAGAAUAUAGAUAGAGUCUAUCAUUCAGAUGCUUGAAUAUACAUUGUUCCAGUUGUUAAAGGGAAUUGUGCUUGAUCUGGAGGUAUGCUAACAGAAGCUUACAUAGGAUUGAUGUGGAGGGCUUUGUUUUUUGGGUUUGUAUUUUUUGGUUCUGUGAAGAAUGGUGUAGUAUCUUUUUUUUUUUUGGAUUCCAGGACAAAUUAUUACUUCCUAAAAGCAAGCUUGUGCUCCGUGGAAGCCAUUGAACACUAAUUUAUUUUCCCCUGAAUGGAAUGUGAAGGGUUUUGGCUUUUUUUUUUUUAUCAUCAAGUGUCACACAGAGCAAGAACAUAUGCAAGAUAAGCUAAUUCUUCACUGUAAGAAAAAGUGGACAAAGUAAGUAGGGAGACAGCUGUAGGAGACUUGGUCCUGAAAAAGGGAUGCUCUUCUUCUCAAGGUUGUGAAACAGCUAAGCAGAGACUGAGGCUAGGGCUGAAAAACAGGUUCCGUUGUUCGGCAAGUUUUCUAAUCCUGGUUUCAUUUACAGUAAGUUGUUUUUGCUCAGGUAAACUUCUGGGCUGUUGGGGGACUGUGCAUAUGUUGUGGACUGUAUUUUUUUCUCAUUCAUGCUUGUUGCAGUAAAACAUGCUGAGGAAACACUGGCAUGGAGAAACAAGAAAUCUGGGACAGCUAAUAGUAAGGCAUAGCCAGUUCUUUUCAUUUCUUCCGUUUCUGAGUAUAAAGGUUUAUCAGGCAGACACGAAAAGCCAAACCCACUUUCCAGGACACACAUUUGAUGAUGUUGGGUACAAUGAACCAAGCUUUAGCAACCAAAGCAGUGUUUUGGUUUUUUUUGCCUGUAUGCUGCAUUCACCAAAAGGUUCAAUAAUGUGUGACUCUUAAAUAAGAAGAAGGAAGAAAGAAAGCUCACCAUGGGGUACAAUAAAAGCUGGAUUUCAAGAAAUGAAAGUGAGCAUGCCUUCUUUCAAGCUGUCACCAGAGCUUUAGAAAUUAGGAAUGUAUCUACUGCAGAAAUUGGACAGAACAACAGAAGCUCCAGUGGGAUUGGUGCCUUGGAAAAUGGGGUGUACAGUGAGGAGCAAACCUAUAGACAUUUCACUACCACUGUGCAAAUUGUCAUCUUUAUAGGCUCGCUGCUGGGAAACUUUAUGGUGCUGUGGUCAACCUGCAGAACAUCAUUUUUUAAAUCAGUAACAAACAGAUUCAUUAAGAACUUGGCCUGCUCUGGGAUCUGUGCCAGCCUAGUCUGCGUGCCUUUUGACAUUGUCCUCAGUGCCAGUCCACAGUGCUGCUGGUGGAUCUAUACCAUGAUGUUUUGUAAAAUUGUCAAGUUCUUGCACAAAGUCUUCUGCUCAGUGAUCAUCCUUAGUUUUCCUGCCAUUGCUUUGGACAGGUAUUACUCAGUUCUAUACCCACUGGAAAGAAAAAUUUCUGAUGCAAGGUCUCGAGACCUGGUUAUCUACAUCUGGGCCCAUGCUGUGGUAGCCAGUAUUCCUGUAUUUGCUGUGACCAAUGUAUCUGACAUUUAUGCCAUGUCUACCUGUACUGAAUCCUGGAGUUACUCCCUUGGCCACCUGGUGUAUGUCAUCAUUUAUAACAUCACAACUGUGAUUGUACCAGUAGCCGUGGUGUUUCUUUUUAUGAUUCUUAUUCGCAGGGCACUGAGUGCCAGCCAGAAGAAGAAAGUCAUCAUAGCUGCCUUAAGGACCCCUCAGAAUACCAUUUCUAUUCCAUAUGCCUCUCAACGAGAAGCUGAACUACAUGCCAUGCUGCUCUCCAUGGUUAUGAUCUUUAUUUUCUGCAGUGUCCCCUAUAUGACUCUUGUGAUUUAUAGAACCAUACUUAAUAUUUCUGAUAUUUCAGUUUUCUUGCACCUCACUGCCAUCUGGUUGCCCAAGGUCUCCCUGCUAGCCAAUCCAUUGCUUUUUUUGACUGUUAACAAAUCUGUACGGAAGUGCUUAGUGGGGACAGUAGUGCAGCUACACCGGAGGUACAGCAGGAGAAAUAUUGUCAGCUCUGGGGGUGUUGCAGAUACUAACCUGGAGCCCAGUGUCCGUUCUGGUAGCCAGCUCCUGGAGAUGUUUCACAUUGGGCAGCAGCAGAUUUUCAAACCCACAGAGGAUGAGGAGAAUGAAACUAAAUCUGUUGGCUCUGGUGACUUCCAGCAGAAGGAAAUUCCAACUACCAGUUUAGAGGUAGAACAGACUUUGGUUAAAAAAUGUAUACCACAAACCAUUGCAGACUCUGCUGCUCAGGUGGCCCCAGCAAUGCCCACAGAAGCAGAUAUGGCCAAUGAUAAAUAUUCCAUGCAGUUUGGCUUUGGGCCCUUUGAGCUGCCUCCGCAGUGGCUCUCAGAAAAUCGGAACAGUAAGAAGCGACUGCUGCCGCCUUUGGGAAAUACACCAGAAGAACUCAUCCAGACAAAGCAACCCAAGGGUAAAGCAGAAAGAAAAAUUAGCAGGAACAAUAAAGUCAGUAUCUUUCCUAAGGUGGAUUCCUAGUAAGAGAAGGAUCUCUGUGACAAAAGAAGGCCACCUUCUGAUGUAUGUGUGAUCCCAUGGAUCUUUGUUAUGCUGAAAUUUGUUACAGGCUGAUUUUUUUUGUGCCAAAUACUUAAAAACAAAACAAAAGGGAAACAUAUGUAAGUGUUCCUUAUGAACCUGUUUUUAUUAAAAAAUAUAUAUCUAUAGACAGCCAUUCUUAAUUUUACUUGUGAAAUAUAGUACAUACAGUAGUAUAGGUCUGAUUCAAGACUUUCAUUUUGAGGUUUGGCAGUUGGUUUACUGGGGCACUCGGUAAACAGAAACAAAACUAAUCUGUGGACUGGUAGAAAGGGCUUCAAGGAGUACAAAAUGGAGGCAAAUAGUUUACUUGUCAGGCCUGUUAUACAUAGUUACCUGGAAAUGGACAUGGUAAAUUUCUGCAGGUUUCAUUAAUGAAAUAUAAAAAGAUGCCCACUUUGUUUAGAUAAUCUUUCAUAACAAAGUAACAAAAAUCCCCAUUUGUUCUUUACACAUGUUGCUGUUUAUCAGUUGUCUCUGCCAUUCUCUUAGAUAAAACAUGGUAACUCUUGGCCUAGAGCAUCCUUAAAGCCUGAGGAUACCUCAUUCCUGGGUAGGAGGCUCAAAAAUUGUUAACGUUAAUAGGACAAAGCUUCUAAAAUCUUAAUUUGUCUUCUGAAAACUGAAGUGUCUCUGUAGUAUAAUUACAGGUAGAUUGCAGGUCAUGUGAUGCUGAUUCAGCUCCAACAUUUGUGCACAUAUAUGUUGAGGACAUAGAACUGACGCUCUUUGAUACUAUGAUGAUGAGCAUAGUACAAAUGCCAAAAGUGUAUAAAAGGCCAGCAUAUAGUAAAUAGCCAAACUGAUAGAUAAACCUCUGCCUUGAGAGUAAAUGUUAGUGCAUUCCUUUACUUUGGGCAGGGGUUGGAAGACGUGGUGAGAGAGGAACCUUUUCCUUCCUUUCAAUAUGUUGGCAUAAAUCCCAAACAUGCUAAUGUAAGUUAAGUCACGCUGUGGAAUGAGGAUCACUGAAGGCAUUAAUUGCAAAUCAGAUUUCCAAACCUAGUACCUAAAUCCUAUGUGAAUCGGAGCAAAACUGUCCGUUAUGUUAGUGUGCUCAGGCACUGUACUGUAGUUUGCCUCUUUUCUAUUAUUGCAGAUGUAUUGUCUUGUGUACCUUAAGUGUGAAUUUUAAACUGUUACAACCUGUAAAACAACCAUAUCCCAGCACUUUAAUCCUCAUUCUGUUACAAGCAGUCCUUGCUUCCUUCCUUCUCUGCAUUUGCUGGUGUCUCACACUGUAGUUUAUUAGAAGCACAAAUUGAUAAUUCCCUAAUACUCUUUAUGUGUUCUUGUGUUCCUUCUGUAGUUUAGAUCUUCAUUGCAUGCCAAGCCUUCACCUGUAGCUUACUGCCUGUUUAUCAGAGUGAUUUUUUUAAACCUAUGUUUGAAAGAACUAAAUGAAGAACCUUGCCAAGUUUACAAUAACAGCAAAUAUAUGUUUAAAAGCAAGAAAAAAUUCUGCCUAGGCAGAGAUUGGUGAAUAUUAUCAGUUCUUCCUUUGGUGCAUCUGAAGAAGGACAGUAGCUUCAGAUGGAUCUAAGGGUGAUUCAUUUCUACAGAUCAUUAAAAGCAAGCAUUUUAAUAAAAUGUAGUGUGGGUUCUAAACACUAGUGUAAAUUAUAUUUUUUGUUCUUUCCUUUUAUGUUGUGCUGCUAUAUGUGCUAUAUCAGGGGUCUUGGGAAUUGUGGCCCUCAGCCACAUCCCAAACUACUGGUAGACAUUGCAGCUGUCCUGUUCUUUCCCUAUGGGAAAAGAGGUCAGGCAUGAUUUUGGCCAAAAAAGGGGGUAGUUUUUGUUGGGGGGGGAAAAGAGGGAGAUCUAAAUCUGGAAAAUAUUGAGAAGCACCAGGCUAUUUUAUUUUCUGUGCCUAUUGGUAAAAUAUAGUAAUGGAAUGUGCUUGUUUUUCAAAGUUGUUAAAAGGAAGAUCUCAGCUGUAGUAUCUUCCUUAUAAGGUUUGGGCUAAAUUAUUUGUGGCCUCCUUUCAAGGAAAAAUAAGCCAAAGACAGCAUUUUUCUGCUUCUUCUAAACUUGGGGAAUUUUGAUAAAAUUGGAACCCAAGUUUGAACCUCCCUACAGAAAACAAAACCACUACUGAUUUUGUUUAUAUUCAACUUGAAAUGAGAGAAUAUCAAUAAUAAAUAUUGUGAACCAAAUUCAGAUAUAUACUGGGCAUGGAUUUGGUGUUAAUGAAUCCUGAAUUAUUGUUAUUGGUAUUAUUAGCAUUAGUAUUGAGGAAGGCAGGUGGUAGUAGCUGGUUUUGAUUAUAGAGAU
Gavialis gangeticus (Gharial) is the source of this 5490-nucleotide messenger RNA. It is a transcript of the gene GPR176, whose product is annotated as G protein-coupled receptor 176. The transcript is spliced from 3 exons. Gene Ontology annotation, cellular component: plasma membrane. The record is from RefSeq and is a predicted model, not a curated record. Gene Ontology annotation, biological process: G protein-coupled receptor signaling pathway. Lineage: Eukaryota; Metazoa; Chordata; Crocodylia; Gavialidae. Bases 1567 to 3156 code for a protein of 529 amino acids. Gene Ontology annotation, molecular function: G protein-coupled receptor activity.